AUGUCGGCCCAUCCAUUGACAACACAACCAACAACAACAACAUCAUCAGAUGCGUUCAUCACCAAAGCCGAAUCAUUGAUAUCAGAGCAUCCGUACUUGAUGCUAUCAAAAUCGUGGUGUCCCGAUUGCCACUACGUUUACAGACUAUUUCAAAAACUAGGCAUCUACGACAAACUACACAUUAUCGAGUUGGACAACAUUGCAAACCAGGAUGAUGCUGCUGCUUUAGAGAAUGCAUUUACUGGGAUUGUGGGCAAAAAGUGGGUGCCUCUGUUGUUUUUCAAGGGAAAGUAUUGGGGUAAUGAACAGGAUUUGAAAAACUUGGAGAAGCAAGGGCAGUUGGAACCAGAGUUGAAGAGACUUGAUCUACUUGCAUAA
Lodderomyces theae is the source of this 378-nucleotide messenger RNA. RefSeq lists its product as uncharacterized. Gene Ontology annotation, biological process: cellular response to oxidative stress. Gene Ontology annotation, cellular component: cytoplasm. Lineage: Eukaryota; Fungi; Ascomycota; Pichiomycetes; Serinales; Debaryomycetaceae. Gene Ontology annotation, molecular function: glutathione disulfide oxidoreductase activity. The record is from RefSeq and is a predicted model, not a curated record. The transcript has a single exon. Bases 1 to 378 code for a protein of 125 amino acids.